CAAAUUGUUCAUAUAAUUAUGAAAAUUAUGAAUACUUCUGUUGUCAUAAUUUGAAUAGUUUACUAGGUUUGAGAAGUAUUAAAACAAACUAUUAGGUCAGCCAAGUGGUGAGUAAAAUAAUUGGCAUGGAAUCAGCUUCCUUUCUAAAAAGCAGGCCAAGUCCCCCACUUCACACCAUUUGCAUUUGAGUGGAGUGGAGUUGAGUUGAGACAUAAACAAAGAAACUGCAAAGCAAAGCGAUGCUUGAUUUUGUUUGGCUGAUGCUUCUGGCUUACGCUGGUUUGGUGUUUCCUGCUUCUUCCCAAGACCACAACAACAGCAACAACAACAACAAGAACAUUUUCAUUUUGGCCGGACAAAGCAACAUGUCCGGCCGAGGCGGCAUUAAUAAUCUCACCUGGGACGGUGUCGUGCCGCCUCAAUGUCAACCUAACCCGGCAAUCCUCCGACUCAGCUCGGAGCUCAAGUGGGUGCAGGCAAGCGAGCCCCUCCACAAGGACAUUGAUGUGAACGUUACUUGCGGGGUUGGACCUGGAAUGGUGUUUGCCAAUACAGUGUUGCACAAGAAGGACUCCAGCAUCAGGGGGGUUGUGGGAUUGGUCCCUUGUGCGGUCGGAGGGACCAAGGGGACCAAGAUAAGCGAGUGGGGACGUGGAACUUACCUUUACAACCAGUUGUUGAGGAGGGCUAGUGCGGCCUUGCAAGAUGGUGGUGGGUCGAUCCAAGCAGUGCUGUGGUAUCAGGGUGAGAGCGACACUGUGAAUCUCCAGGAUGCUGCUUUGUACAAGGGCCGACUUGAGAGAUUCUUCAUGGACCUGCGUGCUGAUCUACAAUCUCCACUGCUACCCAUUAUUCAGGUGGCAUUGGCAUCAGGACAGGGAGCUUAUAUUGAGAAAGUGAGAGAAGCUCAAUUGGGAAUACAUCUUGCCCAUGUAAAAUGUGUGGAUGCUAAGGGACUGCAGCUGGAACCAGAUCAUCUGCACCUUACCACUCAAGCCGAGGUUCAACUAGGCAAGAUGUUGGCCGAUGCAUUCCUCCACACUCUGCCCACCCCACUCCAGAGUAAUGCCCCCAAAACAUCUCACAAUUGAUUUUUUUUUUUUUUUUAACCUCGUGUUUAGAUAUUUGAACUUCAUAGUUGAAGAGGAUAUCAAAUGAUUGUACUUGACUUAUUAAUCAGGGCCAAAAUAUUGGCUAAAGAGUAUAUCAUGCAAUGAAAUUUUGUCCAGUAAAAUCUUA
Messenger RNA from Camellia sinensis, 1239 nucleotides. RefSeq names its product putative carbohydrate esterase At4g34215. The record is from RefSeq and is a predicted model, not a curated record. NCBI's taxonomy places the organism in Eukaryota, Viridiplantae, Streptophyta, Magnoliopsida, Ericales, Theaceae.